Molecule: messenger RNA, 1068 nt
Organism: Saccostrea echinata
Lineage: Eukaryota; Metazoa; Mollusca; Bivalvia; Ostreida; Ostreidae
Exons: 2
Coding region: 1-885 (294 amino acids)
Source: RefSeq, a predicted model, not a curated record
AUGAGGACAUCGCCAGGCUUUAGUUUUAGAGACUGGACGAGAAAAAACAAACGUUUGCUGUUCUUUGUGGUUGUGAUAUCAAUGGUGGUGUACCUCUAUUGCUACCACAAUCUUACAGACCGCAUUGAUGAAAAUUUACUCCCCCCGCAUCCCAUUAAAAAAGAAGACAACGCUGAUGUCAAAUAUUCACAGGCUGGACAGGACGAGAUGGUGUAUAAUAUGCUUCCUAAAGAAAACGGAUUUUACAUAGAAAUGGGAGCGUUCGAUGGGAAACAUUUGUCAAAUACUCUAUGGCUGGAGCGCCAACACGGUUGGCUGGGUCUGCUUAUAGAGGCGAACCCCGACCUCUGUCGUCAAAUUGACAGUCACAUGCGACAUGCAUGGAGACUGUGUGGUUGUAUCUCACGUAACCAGAAACAUGUAGACUUUGUAAAAGACGAUGUAUUUGGAGCAAUGAAGGAUCUAGAGAAGCACGAAAGUCUGCUAAACAAUCCAGAGGUUGUAAAAGUAAAGUGUUACCAGUUGAGAGCUGUGCUUGAUAAGAUAGGCAUACACCACGUAGAUUACUUCUCACUCGAUGUAGAAGGAGCAGAGCUCUUGGUAUUGGAGUCCAUCAAAGGUGAUUUAAUUUCGGGGAAACUCAGAGUGGAUGUUUGGACAAUAGAAUACUUAAUUAAAAGCAGAAAUUAUGUUGAUUCCGUCAAAACAGCGGAGAAGCUCAAACAUUUAAAACAGUUUUUUGAGGAAGUGGGAGGAUUUUUUCUACACUCUACAAUCAAACAUCCUGUUGUGGGAGAAAUGGAUGCUGUGUUCGUAAACAUUAAAACAUGGUGUAAACUUCACAGUAAACUUCCAAAUGGACAAAGCUGUAAAAGAAAUCAUUGAUGUACACUGGAUAUAAACCAUUGGGUUAGGUUUGAGGAGAGGGGCAGGGAUAAAUGACAUACCCCAUUUAUCCUUCAUAAAAAACAUCUUUGACACAAAAAGCAAACCCAGAGCUAAAUGCACAUUUGCUUCUAUAAUUUAUUUUGUUCAUAUUACAUAAUUAAAAUUCAGUUUGGUGGAUCA